AUGUAUGGAAAACCAAUAAAAAGAAAAAUUACAAAAAAAUGUAAUAAUGACAAAGAAUUGUAUCAUAAAGAAAAUGAUGAUGAAUCUAAGGUAUGUAUGGUUGAUAUUGAAUUUAAAAGAAUUAAGAUGGGAUUUGAAUCAUUAAGUAAAAAUCAGGUUUUGAAUAAAUCAUCUGAUGCAAGUAUUAAAUUAAAAAAAAAGGUAAAAGAUUUGGAUUAUACUAAGAGACAAAAAACAAUAAAUGAUGAUUAUAAAUUUAAAGAAGAAAAACAAACAGAUAAAACUAAGUUAUUGGAUCAUAAAUUAAUAUUACAUAGCAACAAGAAGGAAUUAUUAUUUUUUGAUAAAAAAGAUUUGAAUAAAUCUCUAGAAAAAAUAAAAGAACAUAUUUAUCAUUCUAUUGAUAUCGAUCCAUUUGAAAAUAAAAGUAAUACAUUUUGCUUGAAUAAACAUCGAAACAUAGACAAGAAAAAUAAUUUUAAACGACAGGCGAAUUUUAAUGAAAAUAAUUUAAAUAAUUUAAGGACCAAAAUUGACAGAUCAUACAUAAAAAUUAAUGAUAAACAGAAUUUUAGGCACAAUAAAAGAGAAUUGGAAAUAAAUGAUGACUUUGAUAAGAAUUAUAAAAUUAUAAAAAAAAGUAAUGAAAAUGAACAACAGUUAAAUAGGAUAAAUUUUUCAAGUAAAACGCUUGUACUUAAAAAUAUCAAAUCUUACAACAGUUUGCCAAUAAUGAACUUACAGAACAAAAAUGCUUUUAUGAAUGGCAAUAUUUGUAAAAAUUUUAGUAAUCAAUUUGUUUUAAAUUAUAAACUAGAAUCUGAUAUACAUAGAAAAACGAAAAAUUGUAAAAUAAUAAACCACAACGUAGAUUUAAAAACAAGUAAAUCAGAUGAAGUCACUUUAUUAAAAAAUGACAAAGAUAUUAGACUUAAUAAAAAAGACUAUUUUAUCAGAAAUCAAACAAUCAAUGAUACACAACAAAUAAAUGGCAUUUCUAAUAGAGAUAUUUAUGGUAAAUAUAUUUUAGAUUUUAUAUGUAAAAAUAACAAUUUUACCAGCAAAUACUACUUUAAUAGAUUUCCUGGAACUAUAAAUAGAUUAUACACAAAUAUUAAUACAAAUAAUUAUUUCAUAAACAAAAAUUAUCUGUUUAAUGAAUUAAAGGAUAAAAAUAAUACUGGUAUAAACAGUAAUAUAGAAAGAUCUAGUUCCGACAAAUUUAAAAACCUAAAUGUACAGACCACAAACAAUAAAUUUAGAGAUUUAACUGAGACUGAAAAAGAAUUAUUGUAUAAGGAAUUUUUAAAGAGAAAAUAUCGGUGCACAAAAGCAAAUAUAAGAUAUCUAGCAAAAGAUCUUAAUCUACCUCGUAAAAAAAGUAUAGAUUUUCUUUUAAAUAAAAUAAAAAAUAAAAAACAAGAAAUAAAAGAAGGAAUACAAAAUCUAUAUAAAAAAGCCGAAAAAGCAGCAAAAGAAAUCGAAAAAGUUCAAGAAUUAUAUAAUUUGGUGUUUGGUAAGAAAAAAUAA
Vairimorpha ceranae is the source of this 1530-nucleotide messenger RNA. RefSeq lists its product as hypothetical. Lineage: Eukaryota; Fungi; Microsporidia; Nosematidae. Bases 1 to 1530 code for a protein of 509 amino acids. The record is from RefSeq and is a predicted model, not a curated record. The transcript has a single exon.